Solea solea (common sole) is the source of this 4802-nucleotide messenger RNA. It is a transcript of the gene gemin5, whose product is annotated as gem (nuclear organelle) associated protein 5. Gene Ontology annotation, molecular function: protein binding. The coding region runs from base 132 to 4478 and encodes 1448 amino acids. The transcript has 26 exons. NCBI's taxonomy places the organism in Eukaryota, Metazoa, Chordata, Actinopteri, Pleuronectiformes, Soleidae. The record is from RefSeq and is a predicted model, not a curated record.
CGCAGUUACGGAUUUGACAUUAAUGUAAUUUAGAAAAAGGCGACCUCGCCGUGGUUUGACCCAAUGAAGAUUCCGUAGCCGGCACCGGAAAGGAUUUACGACAGCAGCACAGGUCGACUUUACGGCAGUUGAUGUCGCCGCUUCGACAUGUGAGAAGUUUUGAGUUUGGAUGUUCAGACUUCACCAAAGACACACGAGUCAACGAAAACACUCACAGCGCCAUGUUUGAACGAUCUCUUCCCGCCUCUCCCAACUGGUACUGCUCGCGCUGCAGUGACGUCAGCAGCAGCGGUUUAAUGGGAUUCGGAGCCAAAAACAACAUUUAUCUGAUUGAUGUGUCCGCGUGCAGCUGCAGGGUGGUGGGUGAGCUGGUCGGACACGGGGACGUGGUGUCGGGUUUCUCCUUCUGUCAUCAUGAGGGACAGGGUCACCUCUGUGUUAGCUCCGCCCACGAUGGGACCAUUUGCUUCUGGGACACCAACACCAGGACUCCUCUGAGGGAACUCGCAUCUCAUCAGAGUCCCGUGUCAGCAGUGCACUGGUCUCCUGUGGAUAAAAACCUGGUGGUGUCGGGAGAUGAAAAGGGCGUGGUUGUGUGUCACUGGUAUCACACUGGAGACACUGGCAGCUUCUUCCCUGAGCCGCGCACCAUCUUCUGCCUCAGCUGUUCCCCUCACACCUGGAGCUGUGUGGCUGUCGGCUACAAGGACGGAAUGAUCGUACUGAUCGACGUGAGUAAGAAAGGUGAGGUCACGCACCGUCUCCGUGGACACGACGACGAGAUCCACUCGCUGGCGUGGGCGCCUCUGCCCGGUGAGAGCGCCCUCUGCUGCCGACCUGAGGACAGUGAAGUCACAAAUGGCGUCUUGUCAGAGGAGGACGGAUGUUUGUUAGCUUCUGGCAGCAAAGACCAGACGGUCAGGAUCUGGAGCGCAGCCAAGGGCAAAGGAGUGAUGACGCUGAAACUGCCAUACCUGAAGAGACGAGGCUCCGCCCUCGACCCCGGGGUCAAAGAGCGACUGUGGCUGAGUGUCCUGUGGCCCAGGGGACGCUCCAAUCAGCUGGUGUCCAGUUGCUUCAGUGGCGAGCUGGUUGUGUGGGACCUGACCCGGUCGGGGAAGCAGCGGUGGACCUUGUUGGGGACGUCGUCAGACGGUCAGAACCACAGCAGGAUCGUCUUCAACAUGAGCUCAGUUCUGCUUCAGGACGACAGAGAGCUGCUCAUCAGCACGUCCAUGGACCGCGAGAUAAAGUGCUGGGACCUGUCGUCUCUCGACUGCUGUUGGACUCUGCCCACGCUCGGCGGCUUCGUUUACAAGCUUGCCUUCUCUCCUGUGGGGGCGGGAUGUCUGGCACUCGGUGUCGGCGACAACAUGAUCCGGGUCUGGAACACGCUGACCACCCAGAACCAGUACGACACCAGGUCAUUCUGGCAGGGCAUCAAGUCCAAGGUCACAGCGUUAGCGUGGCAUCCGAAGAAAGAAGGAUCUCUGGCGUUUGGAACAGAUGACGGUAAAGUUGGAAUCUACAACGUUUUCUCAAACAAGCCGCCACAGGUUUCCAGCUCGUAUCACAGGAGGACCGUGUACACGUUAGUGUGGGGACCGCCCGUCCCCCCGAUGACGUCCGUGGCAGGAAAGGCGUGUCACUCUCUGUACAGCUGUGGCGGUGAAGGAGUCAUCCUGCAACACGACCCGGCGAGGCUGAGCGGAGACGCGUCAGACGUGGACUCACUCAUCAGAGACAGCAACAACAUCAGGCACAAACUCUCUCCACACACUGACCUCAGCUGGAAGCCUGAUGGGACAGUGGUUGCCAUUGGCAACGAGGACGGGUGCGUGGAUGUGUACGUGGCUCCGCCUCUGAAGCUGCUCUGCAGCGUGCAGCAGCAUCACAAGAUCAUCAACACGUUGCGCUGGCACCACGACCUCCUCGCCUCUGGCUCCAGCAACGCCGUCGUCUACGUCCACGACCUGCGUGCCGUCAUAGAGAAUCCUCCGGACAGUCCGCCGGUGCUGACGGAGCCGUACCGCAGGCUCUGUGGUCACACGGCCAAAAUCACCGGCAUGGCGUGGAGUCCUCACCACGACGCCCGACUGGUCACCGUGUCGUACGACGGCACCGCACAGGUGUGGGACGUCCUGCAGGAAGCCGCUGUCGCCAACUACCGUGGUCACACGGGUUACCUGCUCUGUGUGGACUGGUCACCUGUGGACCCGGACCUGGUCUGGACCGGAGGGAAGGACUUCACAGUGCAGGAGUGGAGCAUCUCCAAACAGGAGUUCACCAAACCUCCCACAGGGAAGAAGCUGGUGGAGCUGAAGGAGAAGAUGAAACAGAAGAAGAAGAACAAGAAGAAGCCGACGCCUGCAGGCGGAGCCAUGGCGUCGCCGCAGGUGAACGGGGAGAAAGUAUCAAACGGAGAGAAGGCGUCGAUAGGCCAAGAGGCGUCAGGUGACGAUGAGGAAGAUGAAGUCGGCUCAGUGAGCAGCACCACACCUGCAGCAGCUUCGUUUGAGACGCAGAAGAAAUCAUCAUCAUCAUCAUCAUCAUCAUCAUCAUCUGCUGCUGCGAAGAUCAAAGACAGAACAGACCUGAUGAUGAAGAGGAAGAAACCUCGCUCUCUUCUUCCUCUCAGUUCGUCCAUGGACCAGCGUCCCAGAGAAGACCAGCUGCAGGACUGUGUCUCUCUGUCCACAUGUCUGUCCACGCUGCAACGCCAUGACGCUGACAGUCAGACUCCGCCCCCUGGAGGCUGUGUCCCCGGUGAAGGACGGCACCUGAACCUGGGUCUGUACUGUGACCGCGCCGCGCUGCACAGACUGCUCCACUCUGAGGAGGACGCUCACCUGGAGGCGUGUCACUUUGACUCAGUGGUGUACCUGCGCCUGUGGAGUGGGGACCUGCAGGGGGCGCUGCAGCUGGCCACAGAGAGAGGAGAGCUCAACGACCACCUGCUGUCCCUCGCACCGAUGGCGGGUUUCUCAGUGUGGCAGCGGGCGGUGCAGGCCUUCGUGCAGCAGCUGUGUUUACAGGAUCAGCACCUGAAGGCAGCGUCUCACCUGCUGUCAAUCAACCAGGUGCACGAGGCGGUAGAGCUGCUGCUCACACACAGACUGUACAGGGAGGCGGCGGCCCUGGCUCUGGCACGGCUGCCGGCGGACGACCUCAUCCUGAGGCGUGUCUACAGCAGCUGGGCGUCGUCUCUGGAGAAGGACGGACAUUUCUCGUCCGCCGCCAAGUGUUACCUCGCUGCCGGCGCCGUUUUCGACGCCGCCAAGGUCAUCGCUAGGAAGAACGAUGUGGAGUCGCUGAGGGCAGCGGCCGACGUGGCGAGGAUAGGCGGCGAGCUGGCUCUGGCUCGGGAGCUGGCGCUGCGCUGCAGUAAAGAGCUGGCGGCGGCGCAAGACUGGGUCGCGGCGCAGGAAGUGGUGAUGUGUCACGGCGGACUGAAGGUUCACCAGCUGCACCUCAGCGUCUGCGAGCUCGCCGCCACCACGCUGGAAGACGCCGCCGCCGUCUCUCCGUCCUGCGUCUCCCGUCACUCGUGGGCGUCGCCCGCCACGGGCCACGGCUCCCUCCUGGAUCGGGUGAGAGACGUGUGGGAGGAGCAGUUCGCCGUCUCUGAGCGGUCGACAGGAAGUCACGGCGCUGCGGCGUUGCUGCAGGAGCUGCGAUCCGUAGAGAGUCCGACGGCGAGCGCUCGCGCCAGCGUCGCUCAGGUGCUGCUGAUGUCAUCGCUCCACCUGACCGCCGCCGCCCUCUGCUGGCUGCUGGACGACGACGCUCAGCUCGUCAUGUGUCUGUGGCGGGCGGUGACGUCACUGACGGACACCGGAAACUUCAGCUUGUCGGCGGGAAUCUGCCGGCGACUGUUUCCACACGGUGACGUCAGCGCGUUUUCCACCAAACGUCCGAAAACUCUUCACCUCACGGACGACGCGGCGCACGCCGGAGACAGCCUGCAUGCCGCCGUCCUCUUCCACCGCCUGUACGAGCACUGGUGGACGCACGAGACAAGGGACGAUGAGGGGGACGAGGCGCGGGACGUCCCUCGCCUUCAGGAGGGAGGGGUCUGGUCCGGCGCUCUGGCGCUGCUCGUGUGUGAGCGUCACGCCGCCCUGCAGGACAGUCGGAGAAGAGUCGCCGAGAUCCAGGAGCAGCUGAGCGCCAUGGUGACGCAGCACAGACACGCCCGCGCAUCGGAGGAACAGGAGGAUUCUGGGAAAUGGUCUGACGAGACAUUUCUGUCUUUGUCUGUGAAAAUGUCCACGAUUCAGAGAACGGAGGAAGGACUGGAGGACGACGUCAAGAAGUUUCCUCGUCCUGACGUCGUCGAGUGUUGUCUCCUCCUCCUUCACGUCUCCAGAUCUUCAGCGUUCGUCUCUGAGUCUCUGCAGGAACGAGCCAAAGAGCUGCUGCGAAAAUACGCACGCACUCCCAGGGCCCUGAACGCAUCACGACGUUUCCUCACCUGAACCUGAACGCGUCCAGAGUUUUCUCACCUGAACACAUCACGAGUUUCUGAACCUGAACGUAUCAUGAAUUUCCUCACCUGAACCCAUCACGUUUCCUCACCAGAACCUGAACACACCACGAAUUUCCUCACCUGAACGCAUCAUGAAUUUUCUAACCUGAACGCAUCACAACGUUUCUGAACCUGAACGCAUCAUGAGUUUUGUAUCUGAACGACUCAUGUUUUUCCGCACCUGAACCUGAACGCAUCAUGAUUUUCCGCACCUGAACGCAUCACCACUUCCUGUGUACAAACGUUUUGUUAAAUAAAAAAUGUUCACGUGUGA